UAAUUUCCAUUUCCCUCAUAUUUCCUUGCUUUUCUUUUCUUUCCUCUCUUCUCCAAACAAGAUGACAACAGAAAAAAUCUCCUAAUCUGGUUUUGAAAGAUUUUGAUUCUGAAUGCAGCCACUGCAUGUUACGGUAAUGAUCCGUCGCAGCUCCCCUGCGGCAACCCUGCAGCAACCUAUUUGGGGCCACCGAUACGGGAUAUGGGACAAUGGAGCCGCCUGCGGGAGGCAAUACUUGGUAAGAUGCAUCAGUGCGGCUGUCCCUAGAUUUUGCAAACCCGGACAAACAAUACAGAUUAAGAUCGUUGAUCAAGCAGAAACUUUGGUGUCCAAACCUUCCAGGGAGGGUGUUUCCAUAGUUCUGUCUUCAACCGCAUAUGGGUUGAUUGCAGACGCUUCUGCAGCUUCAGUUAACAUUGAAUUCAAACAGUAAGUCUAAGCAGUUAUGUCCCAUCAUGUAUUGGUCUCAUCGACUUCUUUAAGCUGUAAGAGAUUUUUUUGAUAAGCAGGGUCUGAAUUUUGCGAUGGAGAUUUCUAGAGGAGCAGGUAAACCAUUGGAGAAGGGCUCUAAAUGUGAGGUGGUACCCUUCCAUCUCCAUCAAUGGUCUGUGCCGGAUUGCAAAACCGCUGUCUCUUUUAUUAGUCUAGUUCAGUUUUAUUCUAAAACUUCAAACGGAAGUCAAACAGAUAUCUUCGUACUUUUCCAUUUUGCAUGAUCUUUUUAGCAAUUGGACUAUGAAUUAAUGGAAGAAAUUGAAGAAUAUUUU
Messenger RNA from Rubroshorea leprosula, 767 nucleotides. NCBI's taxonomy places the organism in Eukaryota, Viridiplantae, Streptophyta, Magnoliopsida, Malvales, Dipterocarpaceae. The record is from the annotation of a GenBank genome assembly.